AUGAGCAAUGGGCAAGGAGGUUACAACAAAGGAUACUAUAAUUACAAGUCCAACCCUGCCAUGUCAUACCGCAACACUGAUGUUGCUAACCCUCAGGACCAAGUCUAUCCUCAACAACAGCAAGCUCGAUCGAGCUUUCCCCACCAACCACCCCAGCCUGCACCUUCACAAGAGAAUGAGCUCAAGGCAAUGCUGAAACAACUACUUCAAGGGCAAGCUGAUGGUGUAGUGGACACAAGCAAGAAGCUAGCUGAAAUAAACUCCAAGAUCGAGAAUCUCAACACAAGGGUUUACUCUCUGGAGAAUCAUGCUUCUUCUGUUGCUGCUGCUACAAAGCAAGGACAACUACCUGAGAUUGUUGCUGCUGAGGCUCCUGGAGUCCAGAUUGAUCAACCAGAAGUGCAGGCACCUACUGUGGCCAUUCACACUUCACCAGUUGAGCUCGCACAACAAGCUCGAUCGGCAGCUCGAUCGAGUCGAACUCUAGCUCGAUCGAGUCACAAGGAAGUGAUUCACAAGUUCAGAAGAGAUCUCAGUGGGAUUGGAAUUGAGUUGCCUCCUAUGGAUAGCAUGAGUGAGGCAUUUGAUCAAAUGCAAAUGGUCAAGGAUGUUCUGGCCAACAGUGAUAAAGUUUCAGAGGUCCUGAAGGAGUCUACUCAUCAGUUCAACCUGCUUACUUCACCCACUUUCCUACCAAAGGUCAAGGAUCAAGGGAAAUUCACUCUCCCUUGCACACUUGGGCAUCUUGAGCUUGACAAUGCCUUGUGGAUUCUGGAGCAAGCAUCAAUCUGA
Messenger RNA from Microthlaspi erraticum, 792 nucleotides. Lineage: Eukaryota; Viridiplantae; Streptophyta; Magnoliopsida; Brassicales; Brassicaceae. The record is from the annotation of a GenBank genome assembly.